GAGUGUGAGUUGUGCAGUCAGUUGUUGGCCGAUGAAAACAAUCGCAAUCGAGCGUGCAUUGCUCGAAUCGAGGCAGUCCGAGCAGCACAGCCUCCUUUGAAAAAUGUGACCGCGUUUGUAUUUCUUUUUUGAAAUAUCCAGUGACAGCUUUCGAUUUUUCCGCGUGUGGCUAUAUUUUUUUGUGUGGGUACUAAAUCGAUGGCAGUAACCUAGAUUUUUGGAGAUCGGGUUCUUUUUUAGUUUUUUUUUGUUUUGGACGCGGUGUGUUAAGAGCGCGAUACUAUCACCUUGACGUUCUUUGGAUAUUCACCGCUUAUGGGAUUAACGUGUUGAAUUUUAAAGAGACUGAAGACUCAUCCUUAAAAUGAUCCAGUACAGCACCGAACAACUGAUCACCACUAUCGCUCUUCCCACCAUAACCAUCUUACUUAUCUGGACCGUCGUAAUUUUCCAUAAGAAUCGUAAAAAGUGGGGCCCGUACGACAUCCCCAUCGUCUGCAUUCUAGUUCUCUCGAUUAUCAGAAAUCUCAGUAUACUCUGCUAUAUUCUAAUCAACACUUUAGCUGAUCCCAGCCUCUUUGUUCUAGAAUACUGCAGUGUGAUUGUCUGGGUCUUCAAUUCCAUUCACACCUUCCAAGCUAGUUCUUUAACUACGAUAGCCAUAGUCGGUCUGUUCUCCGUAAAAUUAUACAGAAAGAAUCAGAAUGUUAGGUUAUUCCUUACCCCCACUCAUAUAGUCUACCAUCUCUUUUGUUUGACCACGCUCUGCGCAUGCGUAGGGGUAGCAGCCAUAUUAGCUCAAACGGACAGAGAGACUCUGUUCAAAUCUCUGCCACACUCUUUAUUCGAAUGCAAGUUUAUGCCUUUUAACUUAGAUAUUAAAUUCAACAUCUUCAUCUUAGUAUUACACAUCUUCCUAUCUGUGAUAUCAUUUACCAGCUUUGUUAUAAUCUGCUACAACUUCUAUAAAUGUAAGGAUAUUAACUUUGAAUAUAUCAAAAAGUCCAAUUCAGAUCUAAGUGAUUUAAGCUUAGGGAACACCCUUAAUGAUGAUAACAAGAAUUACUACGAUACUUAUACCAUACAAAGGGGGCAAAAUGCUGAUGGCAAUAAUUUUUACCAGAACGAAUAUUGCGGAAAUAGGGAUAUUAACUGGAAUUCCGAUUUGUCCACCACAGUGAGUUCUACUAACUCUAAGAGACCAUGUUUGGAAAGAAGUCUUCGGGAAAGACAGGAGCUUGAACAAAAUAGGACUGGUUUGGAGACUAUCCAUCCAGUUCUGAUUGUCUGUUACCUCUUUUAUCAUUUGCCAAUAAUUGUGCUGUGCAUAUAUCCUAACCUGAUCUACCCAUGGCCUGUGUCGGGAAUAGCAUUAUGGUUAGGACUCAUACAAGAUGUGUUAAUUCCAGUUGGUUUAGGAAUUGUGGACUCUAGAUUCUGUAAAUGGGUAUCAAGUGUGUACCGAUGUUCUGGAUCUAAUGUUGAAGAUAAGUUACCUCACGUUGGACUUGUUGGCAAGUUUCGACCAUUUGGCAUCGCCAGUCAACCUCAGAGUUUGGAACUACCGAACACUGAACGAAGUGUACCUGUUUUUCAAGCUGUUGAACAUAGAUUCCCUAUCACCAAUGGCUCUCUGUAUACCAGCAUCGACGGAAGAUUACCAGUUAUCCAUAAUUACAGACGAAAUAAGGACACCAGAAGAUGUGCCAAACUUGAAAAACAUCAAGCCAAUGUAGCCUUCCAUACAUCUCUAUUAAGCCACCGUCACGAUCUAAUCGAACAUCCGCAAAAAUUUCCAUCGUGUAGCAACUGUGAAGCGGAUCUUUGUCCGAGCCAUUCCAAUCUGCACCAUCUCAGUACUAGCUACAUCAACAAACAGCUUAAUCAACUGAGCCAAUUUAAACCUGCUCAGCUGAAUCAGUCGCCGUUCAAGCAAACUCAGUUUGGUCAGAGCAAUCAAUUAACUGCAAUUCAGAACAGUCCUCUAUUUGGGCAGAAUCAUUUAAAUCUUUUGCAGCUGAAUUUAUUGGGUCAGAAACCGCAAUUAGAUAGGAUUAGUCAUAGCCACGAGUCUUUACAUACUGUUCCAGAGGUUGAAAACACACAAACAUUCUUUGGAGACGCCGAAAUGAAGAUAAAUAUGGGAUCUAGCAGUCAGGCAGUUAAGAGUUCUAGAAAUUUGAUUCGUUUGCAUAAAAUGAGACUGAGUAGGAGUGAAGAUAGUUUAAACGAUUUACAAAUUAAGGAAAUUGAUAAUAUGUUCCAACUUAGUUCGCCAAAAGACCAAAGAUCCGAACCAAAUCAACGAUCCCCAUCCAUCCGCCAAAAAUCAAUAAUCUCCCAAAUACAGGUCGAAGACAUUCCCAGAACUGAUAUCUAUAGUUCCGACGACGAAUACGUUACAGAUAUAAACGAUAACUUUGACUCCAUGAGUUCAAAGAGUUGUUAUUCUAUCACCACAGAAGCUAACUGCGACUUUGAUUUUUUUCAAAGCAAUCAUCAGAAACCGACCAAGGACCUGACGGUAAAAGAAGACGACGAAAAGGAGUAUUUUAUUAUAAAUAAUGUUAACAAUAGACCUGUUAUUACUUCGUACAAACCGGGUACUGAAAAGGAUAGUCCUAAAAGUGAUUUGAAGAAUUUUAGAAUAACGAGAUCAAAUUCAAAAAGAUCCUUAGAAAACUUCCAAGCAUACAUAGAGGUAGAAGAGAAUCUGAAAAAUAACAACAAAUUCAGCUUCCAACGAUCCAACUCGUACAUGACUCUAGAAGAUCGCUGCAAGAUUCGCUGCAACGAAAAGCAAUUUAGAAAUAGUUGUAAAGAAUCUGACUGCUCCCAAUUUCACGUCUAUCGACAAAAAGUCAAAUCCGAAGAAUAUCUUCCGAAUACGACAACUGUGUAUAUCCAAGACACUUCUGGUUGUUUUGAUAAGACUUGUAACGAGAAAUGCAGUGAUAAGUGUGUGCAUAGUAUACCAGAUCUUAAAAAAGUGUUUAUUUCUGAAUAUAUUUAAGUAUAAUUACCUGACAUUGUAUAUAAUAUAUUAAUUAUUUUUAAUAAA
Diabrotica virgifera virgifera (western corn rootworm) is the source of this 3061-nucleotide messenger RNA. RefSeq lists its product as uncharacterized. The transcript has 7 exons. Bases 365 to 3013 code for a protein of 882 amino acids. The record is from RefSeq and is a predicted model, not a curated record. NCBI's taxonomy places the organism in Eukaryota, Metazoa, Arthropoda, Insecta, Coleoptera, Chrysomelidae.